CAACGACUACAAUCAUUGGCGCACGAUACUUCUCACCACCCGCUUUGUUCGAGUUUAGAGCAAACAGACAGACGAUACCCGUCCUCAGCAUACCUGCAGCUCUAGACGGACAACCUUUCACCACACUGCACACACAACUCCAAAACUAGGCCAACAUGUCCGACGACGAGUUCAUGAUGGAGGAUGCCGCCGACGAUGAGGAGUAUGACUUUGAGUUUGACGAUGACGACGACGAUGUCAUGGAUGACGAUGGAGGAGACGUCGAGAACCAGUACUACAAAGCCAAGUCGCUCAAGGAGGAUGAUGCCGAGGCAGCAUUGAAGGCGUUCCGCACCAUUGUGGAGGACGAACCAGAAAAGGGGGAAUGGGGCUUCAAGUCACUCAAGCAGAUGACCAAGCUCAACUAUCUCCAACUCCAUCGGCCCGAGGAGGCAAUCAAGACAUACCGCGAGCUGUUGGCUUACACCAAGAGUGCCGUGACGAGAAACUACGCAGACAAGUCGAUCAACAACAUUCUGGAUUAUGUUGGAGGAGAGGGCAAGCACGCUGCAAUCUCGCCCAAAGUCCCUCUCGACACCCUUGAGGCGUUCUACGAGGCUACACGUGUAGCAUGUGAGGAGGCCAAGAACGAGCGUCUGUCAACCAAGUCCAACUUGAAGCUCGCCAAGCUGUGGCUUGACCGCAAAGAAUACGCCAGAUUGACUCCGAUCCUCCAGUCCCUGCAUGCUGCAUGCGCUCCAGGAAACACCUCUGCCUCUGAUGACCAGACCAAGGGGUCUCUGUUGCUCGAGCUCUACGCCAUUGAGAUUCAGAUGUACUCUGACCUGAAAGAGUCGCGUAAGCUCAAGGAGAUUUACAACGCGGCGAUGAAGGUCAAGAACGCCAUCCCCCACCCACGCAUCAUGGGUGUCAUUCGCGAGUGUGGUGGCAAGAUGUGGAUGAUGGAGAAGGCCUGGGACAAGGCAUCAACCGACUUGUUCGAGUCGUUUGGCAAGUACGACGAGGCCGGCUCGCCGCAGCGUAUCCAGGUCCUCAAGUACCUGGUCCUCACCCACAUGCUCAUGGGCAGUGAGAUCAACCCCUUCGACUCGCAGGAGACAAAGCCGUACAAGAAUGACCCGCAGAUCGUGGCCAUGACCUCGCUGGUGGCGGCGUACCAGGCUCGCGAUGUGAAGCAGGCUGAGAAGAUCCUAUCGGCCAACAAGGCGACCAUCACCUCGGACCCGUUCAUUCGGUUCUUUAUCGACGACCUGCUGCGGUCACUGCGAACGCAGUACAUUGUUGACAUCAUCAAGCCGUACACGCGCCUGAAGCUUGACUUCCUUGCCGACACACUCAGCAUCUCCACAAGUGAUGUUGAGAAUCUCGUCGUGUCGCUCAUUCUGGACGGCCGUAUCAAGGGCAAGAUUGACCAGGCUAAUGGAAUCGUUGUGCUUGACCGAUUCCACGCCGAAGCGGACGCGCGGUACCUUGCCCUGUAUCACCUGGCUGGAGAGCUUGGAACGCUGUCGAACCGCAUUGUCAAGGACAAGCUGUCGCGCGAUGCUCGCAGCUGGGUCAGUGGCAUGGAGAGCUUUGCAUGAGGGUUGUAGAUAGGCAGCAGCAGCAGC
This is a messenger RNA of Vanrija pseudolonga, 1610 nucleotides long. It is a transcript of the gene Cops2, whose product is annotated as COP9 signalosome complex subunit 2. Gene Ontology annotation, biological process: protein deneddylation. The transcript is spliced from 11 exons. NCBI's taxonomy places the organism in Eukaryota, Fungi, Basidiomycota, Tremellomycetes, Trichosporonales, Trichosporonaceae. The record is from RefSeq and is a predicted model, not a curated record. Gene Ontology annotation, cellular component: COP9 signalosome. Bases 156 to 1583 code for a protein of 475 amino acids.